Messenger RNA from Brassica oleracea var. oleracea, 682 nucleotides. RefSeq names its product 40S ribosomal protein S19-3-like. The coding region runs from base 91 to 522 and encodes 143 amino acids. Gene Ontology annotation, biological process: ribosomal small subunit assembly; translation. Gene Ontology annotation, molecular function: RNA binding; structural constituent of ribosome. Gene Ontology annotation, cellular component: cytosolic small ribosomal subunit; ribosome. The transcript has 4 exons. Lineage: Eukaryota; Viridiplantae; Streptophyta; Magnoliopsida; Brassicales; Brassicaceae. The record is from RefSeq and is a predicted model, not a curated record.
GAAACUCCUCAAAAACCCUAGUUUCGUUUUAAGCUUACACCAAAGCACAGCGCCGACGCCGAAUCACUAGGAGGAGAAGGAGCAGCAACAAUGACAGGCAAGACGGUGAAGGAUGUGUCUCCACACGAGUUCGUCAAGGCUUACGCUGCCCAUCUCAAGCGCUCCGGCAAGAUUGAGUUGCCUGCGUGGACAGACAUUGUCAAGACUGGUAAACUUAAGGAGCUUGCUCCCUAUGACCCUGACUGGUACUACAUCAGAGCUGCAUCCAUGGCGAGGAAAGUGUACCUGAGAGGUGGACUUGGUGUUGGUGCGUUCCGUAGGAUUUACGGAGGAAGCAAGAGGAACGGAAGCCGUCCUCCUCAUUUCUGCAAGAGCAGUGGUGGCGUUGCUCGUCACAUUCUUCAGCAGCUUCAGACCAUGAACAUUGUCGACCUUGACACCAAGGGGGGAAGGAAGAUCACAUCGAGUGGUGAGAGAGAUCUUGACCAAGUCGCAGGGAGGAUCGCAGCAGAAGCAAUCUAAAUCAAAGAUCAUCACAAUAGCUGAUUGUUCGUUUCCAGAGUUUUUAAUGUUUUCGAGUUUAGUUACAUGGAAUGAGUUGCUUUUGAAAUCAUGAAUGGGAUGUAACUUCACAUUUUUGUUUUGGCGAGACUUUUUCACCUAUUUUGCUCCUUUUUCUUUA